AUGCGGUUAGGGGAACUGGUCAAGGUCUACGCCGAAUUCAGAACAGCAACAACAAACGACUGGGGCCUCACGCAGUACUCCGUCGGGACCGCCUUCUAUCCCGCAAUCGAAAUCGGCAUCAACGGCUGCGACUUCGGCAAGGGCAGCUACUAUCUCCACCUCAUCUCCAUCUCAACCCUCGGCAACCCAAAAGGCACCAAAAUCACCACGCCGUUCGUCCACAACGGCAGCGCGUUCCUCUUCCUCGGCGGCACCGAGGGGGCCUUCGUCUCCUCAAACCCGCCGGGGCGGACCUGGAUGCGGGACACCCUUCCCGUCAUCGGCCACCAGUCCCUGCGGACGACAUGCCUCCUCGGGUCCCACGAUGCGGGUAUGAGUCUGGACCGGCUGGCGACCAAGACGUCGCCGUUCGUCACGCCCGCGAACGUGCAGACGCAGACGCUGGACGUAGGCGCGCAGCUUGCCAGCGGCGUGCGGUUCUUCGACGUGCGGCCGGUGGUGUCCGGCGGCGCAUACUUCACGGGGCACUACAGCAAUACGAAGUCGCCGCUGCGGUGGCAGGGCGCGAACGGGGUGUCGGUGGCGGAGAUUGUGGCCCAGGUUAACGCCUUCACGGCCGCGUGUGCGGAGCUCGUGAUUCUGGACAUUUCCCACGCGAUCGAUACGGACGAUAGGUACGAGAACUUCACGCAGCGGCAGUGGGAUGUGUUAUUCGACAUGCUCGCGGACCCUGUGACUGGGUUGAAGAACCUGUUCACCGCGCCUGCUGGAACAAGGGAUCUGACAAAGUUGUCGAUGAACCAGUUCAUCGGCGCCGGCAAGGCAGCGGUGGUGUGCCUCAUCCAAGCGGACCGGCACAUCCGCAUUCCCAAGAAAUACGACGGCAGGGGGUUCUACAUGAAGCACGCCUACUUCCCGGUCCGCCCGUCCGUGGCGUAUUCGAACACGGACGACGUGCGGUUCAUGAUGUACGACCAGCGGCGGAAGCUGGAGCGGUACAAGACGCGGAGGGAGGAUCCCGUUGUGGAGACGAGCUGGACUCUGACGCAGGUGACGGGCGCGGAAGCCGCCGGGUUCGGGCCGUCGAUUCUGGAGCUUGCGUUCCGGGCGAGGAAUCAGUUGUUCCCCAACUUGUGGAGGUUUUGUACGGACGACUCGUUUCCGAACUUGAUUGCGCUGGAUAAUGUCGAUUCUACGGAGUAUCUGGCUUUGGCGAUGGCUGUCAUGUGGCGGUUCAGUCUAGGUGGGAAAGGGAGGAGGGCGGAUCAUCAUCUUUGA
Colletotrichum siamense is the source of this 1278-nucleotide messenger RNA. RefSeq lists its product as uncharacterized. Gene Ontology annotation, biological process: lipid metabolic process. The coding region runs from base 1 to 1278 and encodes 425 amino acids. Gene Ontology annotation, molecular function: phosphoric diester hydrolase activity. NCBI's taxonomy places the organism in Eukaryota, Fungi, Ascomycota, Sordariomycetes, Glomerellales, Glomerellaceae. The transcript has a single exon. The record is from RefSeq and is a predicted model, not a curated record.